UAUUUAAUAAUUAUUCUAUAAAUUUUUAUAUAUUUAUAUUUAUAAUCAUGGCACCACUCGAAAGUGUCUUAUUAUUCACAUUAAAAAACUCCUUCGAAAACCCAAAUGUUGAUUUUGUGGGCCCCAAAUUAACAGCCCAACAACACACCCUCCGUAUAUAUAUAUCUCACUCGUGCAUGAGUAUCAUCAGCAACUCUCUCACACACAGUUCCUAGGGUUUUGACACUCAUUUGCAGGGAGCCUUUUUUCUUUUCUUUCUUAUUUUGAUAUCUUACAAUGGCAGUGAAGCCAACGAAAGCGCAAAAAAAGGUCGAGUACGACAAGAAGCUUUGCCGUUUUCUUGAUGAGUAUUCACAGAUCCUUGUUGUGGCAGCUGAUAAUGUAGGGUCUAACCAACUCCAGAGUAUUAGGCAGGGUUUGAGAGGUGAUUCUGUUGUUUUAAUGGGUAAAAACACAAUGAUGAAACGCUCUGUUAGGCUUCAUGCUGAGAAAACUGGCAAUAAUGCUUUUCUAAAUCUCAUUCCUUUACUUGUUGGUAAUGUAGGUUUGAUCUUUACUAAGGGUGAGUUAAAGGAAGUUAGAGAAGAGAUUGCUAAGUACAAGGUCGGAGCACCUGCUCGUGUGGGUCUCAUUGCUCCAAUUGAUGUUGUUGUCCCACCUGGGAACACUGGACUGGAUCCCUCCCAGACAUCCUUCUUUCAGGUGCUGAACAUCCCAACCAAGAUUAACAAAGGAACUGUGGAAAUCAUUACCCCUGUAGAUAUCAUUAAGAAGGGUGAGAAGGUGGGCUCGUCAGAGUCUGCUCUUCUCGCAAAGCUUGGCAUACGACCAUUCUCAUAUGGCCUUGUUGUGCUUACUGUUUAUGACAGUGGAUCAGUUUUCAGCCCUGAGGUUCUUGAUCUCACAGACGAUGAUCUCGUGGCUAAAUUUGCAUCUGGGGUAUCCAUGGUUGCCUCUCUGUCUUUGUCCCUUUCAUUCCCAACAAUCGCUGCUGCACCUCAUAUGUUCGUGAAUGGAUACAAGAAUGUUCUAUCUGUAGCAAUGGUUUCAGAAUACUCCUUCCCACAGGCAGAGAAAGUGAAAGAAUACCUCAAGGAUCCAAGCAAAUUUGCAGCUGCUGCAGCCACAGUUGCUGCUGCUGGUUCGGAUACUGCUGCUCCAGCUGGUGCUGCCGCAGCCAAGGUGGAAGAGAAGGAAGAGCCUGCUGAGGAAUCAGAGGAGGAUAUGGUAGCUGGGUUGUUCGACUGAGUUGACUAUAUGCCAUAUCACAUGUUAGAUAAAUAGUUCAUGCUGUUAUCAAGUUUAGUGGUAUCUAUUUUUAGUUUUGAAUUUUAUAUUUUGGGAACUGAAAUGCUUCGAAUUCAACUCUGUUACUAUGCAAUGACAUUUUUCCAUUUUA
Ricinus communis (castor bean) is the source of this 1399-nucleotide messenger RNA. RefSeq names its product 60S acidic ribosomal protein P0. Gene Ontology annotation, cellular component: cytosolic large ribosomal subunit. The transcript has 5 exons. Gene Ontology annotation, biological process: cytoplasmic translation; ribosomal large subunit assembly; ribosome biogenesis. Gene Ontology annotation, molecular function: structural constituent of ribosome; large ribosomal subunit rRNA binding. The record is from RefSeq and is a predicted model, not a curated record. The coding region runs from base 277 to 1248 and encodes 323 amino acids. Lineage: Eukaryota; Viridiplantae; Streptophyta; Magnoliopsida; Malpighiales; Euphorbiaceae.